UCAAAAGAUGGCGCUGCCCAUGUUAAGAGGCUGUUAUAGAUUCCCAUCAACGUUUAGCUUUACUCGUCUGUUUUUAAAUGAACGUUUCUUCCUGAACCGGUCCGGUAAAACGCGCCUACCUCCUUCGCCGCCUGCCGGUGCGGCAGCGUCAGUCCGCCCCUACAGCUCCGACCGGGGAGGAGAAAAACAGAAGCAGAAGGUGGUGGUAGUCGGUAUCCCGAACCCUUUCAUCUGGUUCCGCACCCGGAUUUACUACUUUCUGAUCAGAGCGUACUUUGAUAAAGAUUUCAGCAUUGAAGAGUUCACGGAGGGAGCGAAGCAGGCCUUCACCCAUGUUUCCAGACUCCUGUCACAGUGUCAGUUUGAGGCUCUGGAGGGGCUGGUGGCUAAAGACUUGAUUGGAAAGCUGGAGGAAAAGUGCAACCUGCUGCCACUGAGCCACAAGAAAGCUCUCUCUGCAGAUCCUGACGAGAUCAUGUACACAACGCCCGGAGACGUGGGAAUCUACUAUGAUGAUAAUGGCAGAAAGUUCGUCAGCAUCCUGAUGCGUUUCUGGUAUCUGACUAGCGCGCACCUUCCUGAGGACACCUUGGAGGGGACUCGUAUCUUCCAGGUGGCCAUCAGUGGAGAGGGACAAGCAGAAACAAAAAGACUGCUAACUGCAAAUUAUGAAUUCCAAAGGGAGUUUACUAAAGGAGUGCCACCAGACUGGACCAUUACAAGGAUAGAGCACUCCAAGCUUUUGGAUUAAGCCGGUUUUGAUUUGAGGUCUUUGUGCCAGUGGGAACUAGUCAAAGACAUGAAAUUCUAUUCAAUAUUUGGUUUCAUAAAUUGAGGACAAAACAGCUCCAGGUUAUCCACAGAGGAAAAACAAGACACAGCUACUCACUGGGAAGUCAGAGGAAAGCACCAGGACAAACCUGGAUCCAUCCAUUCACUGUUCUCCUACAUGUUCUCCAGAAGUGUCUACAGUCAGUGUUUCUGAUUGUACUCUUCACAAUCUCUAAUAUCACAGAAACCAAUGGUUAGAACUUGGUUUGUAAACUCUUGCUUUGGACAAUUUUGUGAAAAUCAAAUAUUAUUUUCAAAUAAAUCAUAGCCUUAUUUUAAUGAUUAAAUAACACGUGAUGGGUGCAGUGCACUGCAGAAGACUUAACAGCGACAUUAGGUGAUGACAAACACCACAUGCUGAUUGUCCUGAUGCAGUAAGUGCUGCUCCAGUCUGAUUCUUCAAGUAAACACUGAGGAUUGUUUGCUGACACAAACUUCUGACCUGAGACUGAUGAUUUGACUGAAACAGUUAAAUACUGUAAUCAGAUGUUUUUUCCCAUCAACCUUAGAUCUGCUGCUGCACACACUUUAAUAUUUAAACACAGAUGGUCUUCAGAGGUCAAAACAUCAAAAAAAACAUGUGAAACCUCUUCCUGAGAGAAAACAUCUUAAUCGCCUCUGUUUUUGAAGACUGACUGCUUUCUGAUACAGUUUUUCCCAGUUGAGAACUUUUGUUUCUCUGUGUAUGACUGUGUGAUAUAAAGGUGUUAAUAUUCAGCGUGCCUGAUUUUUUUUUUAUUCAAAAAAAAGUCUUUCAUUGUAUUCCUCGUAAAAAAUAUUUGACCUGUGGAAGUCAUGAGAGGUACAUGCAGUAUAUGUUCUGGGUGUGUUAAGGCAGCUUCAUGCAGCUGCAGCAGACCGGUGGUUGUUUUAUUAAAGAUUUCAGAAAUGAA
Molecule: messenger RNA, 1724 nt
Organism: Toxotes jaculatrix (banded archerfish)
Lineage: Eukaryota; Metazoa; Chordata; Actinopteri; Toxotidae
Gene: maip1
Product: matrix AAA peptidase interacting protein 1
Exons: 5
Coding region: 8-751 (247 amino acids)
Biological process (GO): protein insertion into mitochondrial inner membrane from matrix; inner mitochondrial membrane organization
Cellular component (GO): mitochondrial inner membrane
Molecular function (GO): ribosome binding
Source: RefSeq, a predicted model, not a curated record